This is a messenger RNA of Rana temporaria (common frog), 34224 nucleotides long. Its product is annotated as protein AHNAK2-like. Gene Ontology annotation, molecular function: protein binding. NCBI's taxonomy places the organism in Eukaryota, Metazoa, Chordata, Amphibia, Anura, Ranidae. The transcript has 10 exons. Gene Ontology annotation, cellular component: cytoplasm; nucleus. Gene Ontology annotation, biological process: regulation of RNA splicing; peripheral nervous system myelin maintenance. The record is from RefSeq and is a predicted model, not a curated record. Bases 243 to 32576 code for a protein of 10777 amino acids.
CCCAGCCACAUAUAAAGAGAAAGUAACUUUGACAGAUGCAAUUGAGUGUGCUGCAUUGGGAUAGCCCACAGCAGGCAGCGUUAUGCCUCCAUCCUAGGAUUCCACGGGUCGCUUACACAGUUGAUUGAAAGAGAUACAUUGCAAAAAAAAAAAGUUUAGGUGGAUUUUCGCAAGUCGUUUGGCCCCCAGCAGGGCCUGACAGUUCUCCAGGAGUUCUGCAAUGAAGCAGCAGUGGGGCUUACAUGCAAGAUAGUUCUAUGAACAGCCUGAACUUUCCUAUAGCCCCCAUAAUAACAUUGGAAGGGACUCAAGCUGGGCGCAGGGAUUCACUAGUUUCACAAAAGCCCUUGAAGUCAGAAGAGCCAGAUGGAGAUCUGGAAGACGACGACACGACCAUUGAUGUCGAGAUUGAAAAUGUGAGACCUAGACCUCAAGGAUCAUCACCUGUAUAUGAAUAUGCUGUAAAUGAAUGUUAUAUAGACCCGGAGGGCAGUUCCAUAUAUGCAGACUCCGAACAUUCCAGCAGUAUAAGGAAGACGUCCAUUAUACGAACCUCCCAUCCUUUCGCAAAGAUGAUGGACUCGGAGGAACCAAUGGAGGUGACUUUAUGCACCGAAGUGGAACCUAAUGAUAAAGGCUUCACUAUAACUGGAGGUGGCGCAGAAGGCAUUACCGUCUCACAAGUCACCAAACAAUCUCAGCAUUCAAAUAUCUUCUGUAUUAAAGAAGGAGAUCAGCUACUAAGUGCGACAAUCUAUUUUGACAACAUCACAUAUGAAGAUGCCAUAAAGAUCCUGCAGCAUUCUGAGGCCUACAGAGUGGAGUUCCAGCUGAAGCGUAAGCUGGGAAAAGAAGACAGAGAAAAAAUGCAGUCUAUUGUACAACUCAAGAAAGAGAAGACAAUACAGGAUAAGGAUGAUUCUACCAUAAUAUCUGAAAAGUCUGAAGAACAAACAGUCCGAAGAAGAGAACAUAAGAAAAAACGUUCAAAAAAAGACAGGCUGUCCUGGCCUAAGUUUCAGUCCCUGGCCAAUACUAGGUUUUUAGGCCAUCGGCGAUCUCGAAGUACAUCAGAGACUAAUGAAGAUGAAACUCUAGACAUUUCUUCAAAAGUGACAGAGACUAACUUGUAUGAUGAUGAAAUAUUUGUCACAGAAAAAGAAAAGCAAAAUCGUCAAGAAUUUUCGGGAAUAAAUACUCACAGUCAGACAGCAACAUUCAACAAUGAGGUGAUUGGAAUGAAAAACAGAAAAGAACCUCAUGAUAGAUCAAAAGAGAAGAGAAGCUUGGAUAGCAGCAUACAUGUUAGUGUAGAACAUCAUGAUGUUCCAAAAACACAGAUGAAAAAAGGCUUGUCACUACACUCCACAAUCUCCUCAUCUAGUAGAGAGACCUCAAGUUUGGAAAGGAAAAACUUACAUCCAGUUGAAGUAAUAAUUGUAAAAGAAAAAAAUCUACCAUCACCCUGCAAGGUGUCACCAAUUCAAAGGAGAAAUGGAAGGGCAUCAAAGGAAAACAUUGCUGCGACUGAAAUACCAAUAACUCCGUUAACCACACAAGAAGAGUUUCUAAGACCUACUGAGACAAGUGAAAUUUCUGAUGAUGUUUCAAGCCCCACCACAGAAGAACCAUCAGAAUUUAAACAGAGGAAAAACAAAAAGAAGAAGAAAAAGAAGGAGAAAUCCACUGAGCUUUUUCAAGCACAGAAACGAACAAUAGAUGGCCCAAUCAGCAUGGAUACACACAAAGAACAUUCCACAGGUACCUAUGAAACCCAGUUCAUCAUAGACAGAAGAGAAAAAGUAAGUACUGACUUUACUCCGUUGCAAAAACCUGACCAUAGAGGUGUUUUGGUUGAUAAAGACUCAGUUGCUUUUGGUGUCAAAGAAUUGCCGGAUGACUCUGACAUUAAACUUCAACUACCCAUUUUCAAAGGGCCCUCAUUUGGUGUCCCACAGCAGGAAGAUUCUGAUCUUACAUUCAUAGAGUCUUCUGUCAAAGAAAAACCCCCAGAUCAACAGUCGGAGGUGUUAGGUUGGAAACUGCAAAUGCCUAUUAUAAAAAUGCCCAAGCUACCUAAACUUUACAGAAAGUCAGUUAGAUCUGAAAGUGAAGAUCAGUUAGAUGCUGCAAAUUUGUACAUGCUUAAAAAAGAUUCUUCGGUAGAUCUUGAUAGUCAUAUAUUGCCACAAACAUAUGUAAAUGAAGAUCAAUAUGUAGACAAAGUUGGAAUUAAGAAACUGAGAGCAAAAAUGUCUGUUCCAACAGUGAAGGGACAUUUUACCGUAGAUGAAUCGAUCCCAUUUUGUGUACAAACGGGUUCAAGCAAAAGUCAGACUAUUAGAACUGAUGCAGAUCAAAAAGUCUUAUUUACCCAUGCAAAUGUAAUAACUGAUGAUAAGGUAAAUAUUCCAUCAGUAAAUAUCCAAAAGAGUGAUUUAGAUACAAGUAAACCUGAAGCAGAUGAUAGUUAUAUAAAAAAUCAGACCCAAGAAAUAGUUCUGACAAGCGAGACAGGAACAUUCGACUCAAAGUCAUUUGAUGUUAAAAUUAGAAAGCCAAUUACUUCUGGAAGUGCUUUUCAAAGAUCUGAAGAAAAUAAAUCGGCCAUAGAUAUUUCUUCAAAGCAGAUUUUUUCUGUAGAAGAAAUCACUGAAGGUCAGGAAAAGGGUGGUACAGGCGUAGCUUUAGAUUAUAAAAUAAAAUCUGUAGAUGCACAAGAUGAACACAAGGAAAGUGCGUUAAAAAUGCCCAGGUUUAAACUUCCUUCUUUUGGUUCACUUACAAAAAGAGCAACCUAUUAUACAGAUGGUAAGAUGGAAGUCAAAGAAGAUCAUGUGGAUAUCAGAGAUGAAGAUAGCAGGAUAAAAAACUUAGAUGACAAAGAUAGUGACUUUAAAGAUUUACCUACUGACAACAUACAAAGUGUAGAAAAUAAAACAAGAAUGAAAUUACCAAAAAUUGGGGUUUCCCUUCCAAAAUUUAAAGGGCAAAGGGGACAAUAUACUGUGUCAACAAAUGUACAGUAUGCAAAUAAUGAGCUAGAAUAUGAAAAAUUUCAAACACUGUCUGAGGAUUUUAAAAGAGAAAGUAAGAUAAAUGUUUUAGACACUAAUAAACAAGACACAUUGAACGAUAUUACUACUAAUAUAACAAAUGUACAAAGAGAAAAAUUUAAGAGUACAUUGCCUUAUUUUCAAAUGCCAAAGCUAGGGCUGGCAAAAUUAGGUGGUGCAGAUCUUGAAGAAACAAUUAACAUAAUUUCAGACACAACAGAAAGUGCAGGGGAUGAGGACAUGUCAGAAAUUUCAACUUUGGAUACUUUACAAAUGGAACAAAUAGGGAACACAGAUUCAAAGAGCUGGAAAAUUCAAAUGCCUUCUAUAAAAAUGCCAAAGUUUGGCACAUCUGAGAAAAUGACAGCAGACGUGUCAACCAGUGAUCGAACUGCAGAUGGAAUUGAUGGCAAAAAAUAUACAGAAGAAGAGAAAUGUAAUGUUCGGUCAAUAACUGAAGUAGAAAUUUCCAGCUCAGAAAAAGCAGCUUCUGGAUCCCAGGAGUUUCCAGAGCCAGACACACAGGAGGUUAACAAAAAGACUGAAUUAACAUCUGAAGACAGUGAUAUAGAAAAGUAUAGUAGCCCAUUCAAACUGCCAUCUGUAAAACUGCCAUCAUUCAGUAUGAGUGGUCUAAGGGGCAGACUAAGCCGUGAAGAAACUGAUAUGGAAAAGUUGCAUCCUGUGCUGGAACAGACUAACAAUGACAUCAGUCUGAAAGACCUAAAAGUAACUAAAAGCAAAAAGAAGAAGAAGAUAGUAAAAACAAAGACAGGGAAGGAAGCUUCUCAGAAAGAAAAUCAGGAAGUUUCUGAGACUAAAAUGAAGGACCGAUCAACUCUUAAAGCAGAGGUAACACCUGAUCUGCAAGAUGUUGGCAACAUAUCAGUUUUAAAAAUAGAUGGUGAUUUAGAAUGUGAGUCAGUCAAAGUGACCAAUAGGGAACUCAUUGAAAAAACAUUGACAAGGACAUCUAUUAGUACAGGUUUACCUGAGACUCCGGAUGGAAACAUUUAUAAUGAUGAUAUAGAUUUGAAGCAGAAAACAAUUGAAGUAAAAACACAUGUUGAGGCAAAGCUUGAUGAGCCAGAGAAUGAGAGAGAGAAUUACAUUGAACAGAAACUUAAAACAGAUAAAAUGAAAAAGUCUAAAAAGAAGUCCAAAAAGGUUUCUCAGUCAAAGAAAUCUGAAAUUAAAAUGGCUAAAAAGUACGAGGAAGCUGACAGUUCUGCAGAAACACAGUCUGAUGAUUUGAGAGCAGGUGACCCACCAGAUAAAGACAGGGGUGUCUCAGAAGCAGAAUACAACUUUUUAGAGGGAUCAAAAAACAAAGGUUACCUUGCCAAAAUCAAAGUGCCUAAACUGGAGCUUCUAGGAACUUCAAGAACAUUUAAACAACCUGUGAAACAUAUUGAAGAUAUACAUGUAGAACAGACAACAAAAGUGACAGAACCUGCCCACGAUCAAAUUCUUGACCCUCAAAAAUUUGAAAAUCUAUUCAUGGAAACUAUUAUUGACUUAACUGGCAGUAAGGAAUAUCAAGGAACCGGGGAUGAAGAUUUUUCAAAUAAAAUAGAAUUUCCAAAUGAUCAGAUGCAGACUAUUAAUUUGAAUAUUACUGAGGGACAAUCUAGUGGAAUUAUUGACCGGGAAAAUCAGAUAAUGUACGCGUCAUCAUUAGAUGCAAGUGGUGACCAAGAAACUUUGCCGGUGGAUUUGACACAUGAUUACACAGAGAAAAAAAAUAAAACUUCCACUAGUUUGAAAUUUCAAUUACCUUCUAUUAAAAUACCUAGUUUUGGGAGAAAGGGGGAUAAAAACAAAAUUGGUGAAACAGUAACAGACAUUUCAAUUGAGGCAAGUAAAGCAAGCACAGCAUUGGAAGAAACAGCUGUUAAAACUGAAGAAUUAAUCCAACAUGGCUCUCUUGAAGUGAUUUCCACAGUGGUAGUGGAGGAGGAAGUAGGAACAUCCAGAAGGGAUAUGCCCACAAAAUUCAAAAUUCCAAUCUUUAGCACCACAGAAGAUACAAAAGAAUAUUCUGUGCAUAAGUCCAGAAAAGCAGCUCCACAAAUUGACACUGAGACAGCUUUUCAGAAAUCCACGAAAGGUAUUUCAAUGGUGAAAACAGAAGAAACAGCAUACAAAGUAGAGAAAGAAGAAACUAAAGAUAAUGUAGACAUGGCAGAUACAAAAACUGAGAUUUCAGUGUCUGAGGGAGAAGUAAAGACUACAGAAACAAAAUCAGACGGUUGGAAGUUUCCAACAUUCAGACUGCCAACAUUUUCAUUAUUUGACUCAGCUGCGAUAAAAGCAGAAGAUGUGUCCAAAGAAAUCUCUACUGAAGCUGAAAGUAAGAUAACUAAGACAGAGAUGAUCACAGAGCCUGCAACGACUAAAACGGGUACAAGUGAAAGAGCCGAAUCAAGAGAAAAGUCAGAAGAACGUUUUUACGUCACCAAAACUAUGGUUGAGAGUGCACUGCUAGAGGGUCAGAAGAAAAGCUUGGAGAAAAUGGAAACUGCUUGGAAAGCUUCACAACUGUCAUUUCAAGAUGACAAUCUUGCUUCCAAAACUAUCUCUAUCACUGCUGAUAUUGACAGGCGUGAGUUAGUAACAGAUGUUCUCACAGUGGAGAAAAUAGAAGAGGCAGAGGCAGAGACUGAGAACUUGGAAUCUGCAGCUGAAAUGCUAUCAACCAAAGCACUCGAAAUUGAAACGGGAGCAGCUGUGGAGAAAGAAUACGCUGAAGAGUCAAAGGCUUUUGAGGAAUCACUAAUAACUGUACUUCCUGAAAUGGAUAAGGAACUGAAAGAUGAAGUGCAUGAUAUUGAAACAAAGAAAAUUGAUAUAGAUAAAGAAAUAUCUAAAGAAGGUGUGAAAGUAAAGGGUAAAGUCAAAAUGCACAAGAAAAAGAUUACAAAGGAUGAGAAAACUACCACAACUACUCAAACACCUGUUAUAGAAGCCAUUUCUCCUAUGCUGGAAAAAGUAAAAACUCCAAAAGAAGAAACAGAACCAGAGGGAUUGAAGCUGCCAAAACUGUCAUUAUUAGGCACAUCUGAGGUAAAAGCAGAAGUUUCAUCUAAAGAAACCUUUCAAGUAUGUGAAAGUAAAAUAACAGACAAAGACGUGGUCAUAGAAUCCACUACAAAUGAAAUAGCUGAAUCAAAAACAAAAUCCGGAGAAUGUGAUUUUAUCACCAGAACUAGCGUAGAGUGCAUAAUGGUAAAUGGCCAAGAGAAAAGACUAGAGGAAGUGCAAAAAGGAGAACGAGACAUUGUAUCGAAAGCUACUUCUGAAAUCAUUGAUAUUGACAUGCAUGAGUUAGUCAAAGACAUUCUUACAGCACAGGAGACAGAAGAAGCAGAGCAUGUGCAUUUGGAAUCUGCAAUUAAAACACCCUCAACUGAAGAAACUAAAUCUGAGACAAUAGAAAUAGGUGCAGAAAGGGAAUACAUUGAAGAGGAAAAGUCUGAAGCUUCCGAUCAGUUGCCAAUACCUCAAGAGACUGACACAGAUAAGAAACUAAAAGUUGAAGUGGAUGAAAUCGUAACAGAGGAUGUUGAUGUUGAUAAAAAAUUUAUUACAGACAGCAUGAAAGAAAAGGGAAAAGCCAAAAAGCACAUAAAAAAGAUUACAAAGGUUGAGAAAACCAUCACAACUGUAAAGACAGCUGCUGUAGAAGCCAUUUCUCCUACACUUGAGCUUCACCAAACCAUCCCUGAAAUUAAGACUGUAGCAGAAGAGGGUGAAGUAAAGGAAGUUUCUCCACAAACUCAAGUCACUGUGUCCGUUUAUGAAGAGCACGUACAGGUCAGCACACCAACAACUGAAACCACCACAGUUGAAGUAUCAGUUAAACCUAAAGAAUGUGUUGAGAAAGCACAGACUGUAGAAGAUGUCUCCAUGGUCCUUACUGAGGUGGCAACUACAGUAGUAGAGGAGGAAGAAAGGUCAUUUGAAUUGAAAUUGGCCACAUUCAAAAUUCCACUCUUUAGUGCCACAGACGUUCCAACAGAAUCUUCCGUGGAUGAGCCCAGAGAAGCAACUUCACAAACUGUUGCUGAGACAACACUUCAGAAAUCCACAGAAGAAAUUUCAACCGUGAAAGCAGAAAUAACAGCAGAGAAAGAGAAAACUAAACAUAAUGUAGACACGGCAGAUACAAUAACAGAGAUUUCAGUGUCUGAAGCAAAAGUGAAAACUCCAGAAGAAGAAACAGAAUCAGAAAGCUGGAAGUUUCCAUCAUUUAGGCUGCCAAAACUGUCAUUAUUUGGCACGUCUGAGAUAAAAGCAGAUGGAUCCUCCAAAGAAAUCUCUCCAGAAGGUGAAAGUAAAAGAACUGAGACAGAGGUGGUCAUAGAAUCUACUUCCACUACAAGUGAAAUAACUGACUCAAUAACAAAAUCUGAAGAAUAUGUUUACAUCCCUGAAACUAGCGUGGAGAGCUUACCGGUAGAGGGAAAAGAGAAAAGCUUACAGGAGGUGCAAACAGAACAAAGUGAGAUUAUUGUUUCGAAAGCUACUUCUGAAAUCGUUGAUAUUGACAUGCAUGAGUUAGUCACAGACAUUCUUACGGCACAGGAGAGAGAAGAAGCAGAGCAUGUCCAUUUGGAAUCUGCAUUUAAAACACCCUCAACUGAAGAAGCUGAAUCCGAGCCAAUGGAAAUAGUUGCAGAAAAAGAAUACAUUGAAGAGGAAAAGUCCGAGGCUUUUGAGCAGUUGCCAAUAUCCCAUGAGAUUGACACAUAUAAGAAACUGAAAGUUGAACUGGAUGAAAUCGUAAAAGAGGAUGUUGAUGUUGAUAAGGAAUCACCUACAGACAGCAUGAAAGUAAAUGGCAAAGUCAAAAAGCAUAGGAAAAAGAUAACAAAGGUUGAGAAAACCAUCACAACUGUAAAGACAGCUGCUGUAGAAGCCAUUUCUCCUACACUUGAGCUUCACCAAACCACCUCUGAAAUUAAGACUGCAGCAGAAGAGGGUGAAAUAAAGGAAGUUUCUCCACAUACUCAAGUCACUGUGUCAUUUUAUGAAGAUCAGGUACAAGUCAGCACACCAACAACAGAAACCACUAUGGCUGAAGUAGCAGUUAAACGUGAAGAAGAUGUUGAGAAAACAGAGACUGUAGAAGAUGUCUCUGUGGUCCUUACGGAGGUGGCAACUACAGUAGUAGAGGAGGGAGAAAGGUCAUUUGGAUUGAAAAUGCCCACAUUCAAAAUUCCACUCUUUAGUGCCACAGAAGUUCAAACAGAAUCUUCUGUGGAUGAGCCCAGAGAAGCAGCUUCAAAAACUGUUGCUGAGACAGCACUUCAGAAAUCCACAGAAGAAAUUUCAACCGUGAAAGCAGAAAUAACAACAUAUGAAGCAGAGAAAGAGAAAACUAAAGAUAACGUGGUCAUGGCAGAUACAAUAACAGAGAUUUCAGUGUCUGAAGAAAAAGUGAAAACUCCAGAAAAAGAAACAGAAUCAGAAAGCUGGAAGUUUCCAUCAUUCAGGUUGCCAAAACUGUCAUUAUUUGGCACGUCUGAGAUAAAAGCAGAUGGAUCCUCCAAAGAAAUCUCUCCAGAAGGUAAAAGUAAAAGAACUGAGACAGAGGUGGUCAUAGAAUCUACAUUCACUACAAGCGAAAUAACUGACUCAAUAACAAAAUCCGAAGAAUGUGUUUACAUCCCUGAAUUUAGCGUGGAGAGCUUACCGGUAGAGGGAAAAGAGAAAAGCCUACAGGAGGUGCAAACAGAACAAAGUGACAUUCUUGUAUCGAAAGCUACUUCUGAAAUCGUUGAUAUUGACAUGCAUGAGUUAGUCACAGACAUUCUUACGGCACAGGAGAGAGAAGAAGCAGAGCAUGUGCAUUUGGAAUCUGCAAUUAAAACACCCUCAACUGAAGAAGCUGAAUCCGAGCCAAUGGAAAUAGUUACAGAAAAGGAAUACAUUGAAGAGGAAAAGUCUGAGGCUUCUGAGCAGUUGCCAAUACCUCCAGAGAUUGACACAUAUAAGAAACUGAAAGUUGAAGUGGAUGAAAUAGUAACAGAGGAUGUUGAUGUUGAUAAGGAAUCACCUACAGACAGAAUAAAAGUAAAGGGCAAAGUCAAAAAGCAAAGGAAAAAGAUUACAAAGGUUGAGAAAACCAUCACAACUGUAAAGACAGCUGCUAUAGAAGACAUUUCUCCUACACUUGAGCUUCACCAAACCACCCCUGAAAUUAAGACUGCAGCAGAAGAGGGUGAAAUAAAGGAAGUUUCUCCACAUACUCAAGUCAGUGUAUCAUUUUAUGAAGAACAAGUACAAGUCAGCACACCAACAACAGAAACCACCAUGGUUGAAGUAGCAGUUAAACCUGAAGAAGAUGUUGAGAAAACAGAGACUGUAGAAGAUGUCUCCAUGGUCCUUACUGAGGUAGCAACUACAGUAGUAGAGGAGGAAGAAAGGUCAUUUGGAUUGAAAAUGCCCACAUUCAAAAUUCCACUCUUUAGUGCCACAGAAGUUCAAACAGAAUCUUCUGUGGAUGAGCCCAGCGAAGCAACUUCACAAACUGUUGCUGAGACAGCACUUCAGAAAUCCACAGAAGAAAUUUCAACCGUGAAAGCAAAAAUAACAACAUAUGAAGCAGAGAAAGAGAAAACUAAAGAUAAUGUGGACACGGCAGAUACAAUAACAGAGAUUUUAGUGUCUGAAGAAAAAGUGAAAACUCUAGAAGAAGAAAUAGAAUCAGAAAGCUGGAAGUUUCCGUCAUUCAGGCUGCCUAAACUGUCAUUAUUUGGCACGUCUGAGAUAAAAGCAGAUGGAUCCUCCAAAGAAAUCUCUCCAGAAGGUAAAAGUAAAAGAACUGAGACAGAGGUGGUCAUAGAAUCUACUUUCACUACAAGUGAAAUAACUGACUCAAUAACAAAAUCCGAAGAAUGUGUUUACAUCCCUGAAACUAGCGUGGAGAGCAUACCGGUAGAGGGAAAAGAGAAAAGCCUACAGGAGGUGCAAACAGAACAAAGUGAAAUAAUUUUUUCAAAAGCUACUUCUGAAAUCGUUGAUAUUGACAUGCAUGAGUUAGUCACAGACAUUCUUACGGCACAGGAGAGAGAAGAAGCAGAGUGUGUGCAUUUGGAAUCUGCAAUUAAAACACCCUCAACUGAAGAAGCUGAAUCUGAGCCAAUGGAAAUUGUUACAGAAAAAGAAUACAUUGAAGAGGAAAAGUCUGAGGCUUCUGAGCAGUUGCCAAUACCCCAAGAGAUUGACAUAGAUAAGAAACUGAAAGUUGAAGUGGAUGAAAUAGUAACAGAGGAUGUUGAUGUUGAUAAGGAAUCACCUACAGACAGAAUAAAAGUAAAGGGCAAAGUCAAAAAGCAAAGGAAAAAGAUUACAAAGGUUGAAAAAAACAUCACAACUGUAAAGACAGCUGCUGUAGAAGCAAUUUCUCCUACACUUGAGCUUCUCCGAACCACCCCUGAAAUUAAGACUGCAGCAGAAGAGGGUGAAAUAAAGGAAGUUUCUCCACAUACUCAAGUCACUGUGUCAUUUUAUGAAGAGCAGGUACAAGUCAGCACACCAACAACAGAAACCACCACGGUUGAAGUAGCAGUUAAACCUGAAGAAGAUGUUGAGAAAACAGAGACUAUAGAAGAUGUCUCCAUGGUCCUUACUGAGGUGGCAACUACAGUAGUAGAGGAGGAAGAAAGGUCAUUUGGACUGAAAAUGCCCACAUUCAAAAUUCCACUCUUUAGUGCCACAGAAGUUCCAACAGAAUCUUCUGUGGAUGAGCCCAGAGAAGCAACUUCACAAACUGUUGUUGAGACAUCACUUCAGAAAAGCACAGAAGAAAUUUCAACCGUGAAAGCAGAAAUAACAACAUAUGAAGCAGAGAAAGAGAAAACUAAAGAUAACGUGGUCAUGGCAGAUACAAUAACAGAGAUUUCAGUGUCAGAAGAAAAAGUGAAAACUCCAGAAGAAGAAACAGAAUUGGAUGGAUGGAAGUUUCCAUCAUUCAGGCUGCCAAUACUGUCAUUAUUUGGCACGUCUGAGAUAAAAGCAGAUGGAUCCUCCAAAGAAAUCUCUCCAGAAGGUGAAAGUAAAAGACCUGAGACAGAGGUGGUCAUAGAAUCUACUUCCACUACAAGAGAAAAAACUGACUCAAUAACAAAAUCUGAAGAAUAUGUUUACAUUCCUGAAACUAGCGUGGAGCGCAUACCGUUAGAGGGAAAAGAGAAAAGCCUACAGGAGGUGCAAACAGAACAAAGUGAGAUUUUUGUUACGAAAGCUACUUCUGAAAUCGUUGAUAUUGACAUGCAUGAGUUAGUCACAGACAUUCUUACGGCACAGGAGAGAGAAGAAGCAGAGCAUGUGCAUUUGGAAUCUGCAAUUAAAACACCCUCAACUGAAGAAGCUGAAUCUGAGCCAAUGGAUAUAGUUGCAGAAAAGAAAUACAUUGAAGAGGAAAAGUCAGAGGCUUCUGAGCAGUUGCCAAUACCCCAAGAGACUGAGACAGAUAAGAAACUGAAAGCUGAAGUGGAUGAAAUCGUAACAGAGGAUGUUGAUGUUGAUAAGGAAUCGCCUACACACAGCAUGAAAGUAAAGGGCAAAGUCAAAAAGCACAGGAAAAAGAUUACAAAGGUUGAGAAAACCAUUACAACUGUAAAGACAGCUGCUGUAGAAACCAUUUCUCCUACACUUGCGCUUCACCAAACCACCCCUGAAAUUAAGACUGUAGCAGACGAGGGUAAAGUAAAGGAAGUUUCUCCACAUACUCAAUUCACUGUGUCAUUUUAUGAAGAACAAGUACAAGUCAGCACACCAACAACUGAAACCACCACGGUUGAAGUAGCAGUUAAACCUGAAGAAAGUGUUGAGAAAACAGAGACUGUAGAAGAUUUCUCCAUGGUCCUUACUGAGGUGGCAACUACAGUAGUAAAGGAGGAAGAAAGGUCAUUUGGAUUGAAAAUGCCCACAUUCAAAAUUCCACUCUUUAGUGCCACAGAAGUUCAAACAGAAUCUUCUGUGGAUGAGCCCAAAGAAGCAACUUCAAAAACUGUUGCUGAGACAGCACUUCAGAAAUCCACAGAAGAAAUUUCAACCGUGAAAGCAGAAAUAACAACAUAUGAAGCAGAAAAAGAGAAAACUAAAGAUAAUGUAGACACGGCACAUAUAAUAACAGAGAUUUCAGUGUCUGAAGAAAAAGUGAAAACUCCAGAAGAAGAAACAGAAUCAGAAAGCUGGAAGUUUCCAUCAUUCAGUCUACCAACACUGUCAUUUUUUGGCAGGUCUGAGAUAAAAGCAGAUGGAUCCUCCAAAGAAAUCUCUCUAGAAGGUGAAAGUAAAAGAACUGAGACAGAGGUGGUCAUAGAAUCUACUUCCACUACAAGUGAAAUAACUGACUCAAUAACAAAAUCCGAAGAAUGUGUUUACAUCGCUGAAACUAACGUGGAGCGCAUACCGGUGGAGGGAAAAGAGAAAAGCCUACAGGAGGUGCAAACAGAACAAAGUGACGUUCUUGUAACGAAAGCUACUUCUGAAAUUGUUGAUAUUGACAUGCAUGAGUUAAUCACAGACAUUCUUACGGCACAGGAGAGAGAAGAAGCAGAGCAUGUGCAUUUGGAAUCUGCAAUUAAAACACCCUCAACUGAAGAAGCUGAAUCCGAGCCAAUGGAAAUAGUUACAGAAAAAGAAUACAUUGAAGAGGAAAAGUCCGAGGCUUCUGAGCAGUUGCCAAUACCCCAAGAGAUUGACACAGAUAAGAAACUGAAAGUUGAAGUGGAUGAAAUAGUAACAGAGGAUGUUGAUGUUGAUAAUGAAUCACUUACAGACAAAAUACAAGUAAAGGGCAAAGUCAAAAAGCAAAGGAAAAAGAUUACAAAGGUUGAGAAAACCAUCACAACUGUAAAGACAGCUGCUAUAGAAGCCAUUUCUCCUUCACUUGAGCUUCACCAAUCCACCCCUGAAAUUAAGACUGCAGCAGAAGAGGGUGAAAUAAAGGAAGUUUCUCCACAUACUCAAGUCACUGUGUCAUUUUAUGAAGAACAAGUACAAGUCAGCACACCAACAACAGAAACCACCACGGUUGAAGUAGCAGUUAAACGUGAAGAAGAUGUUGAGAAAACAGGGACUGUAGAAGAUGUCUCGAUGGUCCUUACUGAGGUGGCAACUACAUUAGUAGAGGAGGAAGAAAGGUCAUUUGGAUUGAAAAUGCCCACAUUCAAAAUUCCACUCUUUAGUGCCACAGAAGUUCCAACAGAAUCUUCUGUGGAUGAGCCCAGAGAAGCAACUUCACAAACUGUUGCUGAGACAGCACUUCAGAAAUCCACAGAAGAAAUUUCAACUGUGAAAGCAGAAAUAACAACAUACGAAGCAGAGAAAGAGAAAACUAAAGAUAACGUGGUCAUGGCAGAUACAAUAACAGAGAUUUCAGUGUCUGAAGAAAAAGUGAAAACUCUAGAAGAAGAAACAGAUUCAGAAAGCUGGAAAUUUCCAUCAUUCAGGGUGCCAAAACUAUCACUAUUUGGCACGUCUGAGAUAAAAGCAGAUGGAUCCUCAAAAGGAAUCUCUCCAGAAGGUGAAAGUAAAAGAACUGAGACAGAGGUGGUCAUAGAAUCUACUUCCACUACAAGUGAAAUAACUGACUCAAUAACAAAAUCUGAAGAAUUUGUUUACAUCCCUGAAACUAGCGUGGAGAGCAUACUGGUAGAGGGAAAAGAGAAAAGCCUACAGGAGGUGCAAACAGAACAAAGUGAUAUUAUUGUAUCGAAAACUACCUCUGAAAUCGUUGAUAUUGACAUGCAUGAGUUAGUCACAAACAUUCUUACGGCACAGGAGAGAGAAGAAGCAGAGCAUGUGCAUUUGGAAUCUGCAAUUAAAACACCCACAACUGAAGAAGCUGAAUCUGAGCCAAUGGAUAUAGUUGCAGAAAAGAAAUACAUUGAAGAGGAAAAGUCAGAGGCUUCUGAGCAGUUGCCAAUACCCCAAGAGACUGAGACAGAUAAGAAACUGAAAGCUGAAGUGGAUGAAAUCGUAACAGAGGAUGUUGAUGUUGAUAAUGAAUCACUUACAGACAAAAUACAAGUAAAGGGCAAAGUCAAAAAGCAAAGGAAAAAGAUUACAAAGGUUGAGAAAACCAUCACAACUGUAAAGACAGCUGCUAUAGAAGCCCUUUCUCCUUCACUUGAGCUUCACCAAUCCACCCCUGAAAUUAAGACUGCAGCAGAAGAGGGUGAAAUAAAGGAAGUUUCUCCACAUACUCAAGUCACUGUGUCAUUUUAUGAAGAACAAGUACAAGUCAGCACACCAACAACAGAAACCACCACGGUUGAAGUAGCAGUUAAACGUGAAGAAGAUGUUGAGAAAACAGAGACUGUAGAAGAUGUCUCCAUGGUUCUUACUGAGGUGGCAACUACAGUAGUAGAGGAGGAAGAAAGGUCAUUUGGAUUGAAAAUGCCCACAUUCAAAAUUCCACUCUUUAGUGCCACAGAAGUUCCAACAGAAUCUUCUGUGGAUGAGCCCAGAGAAGCAACUUCACAAACUGUUGCUGAGACAGCACUUCAGAAAUCCACCGAAGAAAUUUCAACCGUGAAAGCAGAAAUAACAACAUAUGAAGCAGAGAAAGAGAAAACUAAAGAUAACGUGGUCAUGGCAGAUACAAUAACAGAGAUUUCAGUGUCUGAAGAAAAAGUGAAAACUCCAGGAGAAGAAACAGAAUCAGAAAGCUGGAAGUUUCCAUCAUUCAGGUUGCCAAAACUGUCAUUAUUUGGCACGUCUGAGAUAAAAGCAGAUGGAUCCUCCAAAGAAAUCUCUCCAGAAGGUGAAAGUAAAAGAACUGAGACAGAGGUGGUCAUAGAAUCUACUUCCACUACAAGUGAAAAAACCGACUCAAUAACAAAAUCUGAAGAACGUGUUUACAUCACUGAAACUAGCGUGGAGAGAAUAACGGUAGAGGGAAAAGAGAAAAGCCUACAGGAGGUGCAAACAGAACAAAGUGAGAUUAUUGUUUCGAAAGCUACUUCUGAAAUCGUUGAUAUUGACAUGCAUGAGUUAGUCACAGACAUUCUUACGGCACAGGAGAGAGAAGAAGCAGAGCAUGUGCAUUUGGAAUCUGCAAUUAAAACACCCUCAACUGAAGAAGCUGAAUCUGAGCCAAUGGAUAUAGUUGCAGAAAAGAAAUACAUUGAAGAGGAAAAGUCAGAGGCUUCUGAGCAGUUGCCAAUACCCCAAGAGACUGAGACAGAUAAGAAACUGAAAGCUGAAGUGGAUGAAAUCGUAACAGAGGAUGUUGAUGUUGAUAAGGAAUCGCCUACACACAGCAUGAAAGUAAAGGGCAAAGUCAAAAAGCACAGGAAAAAGAUUACAAAGGUUGAGAAAACCAUCACAACUGUAAAGACAGCUGCUGUAGAAACCAUUUCUCCUACACUUGCGCUUCACCAAACCACCCCUGAAAUUAAGACUGUAGCAGACGAGGGUAAAGUAAAGGAAGUUUCUCCACAAACUCAAUUCACUGUGUCAUUUUAUGAAGAACAAGUACAAGUCAGCACACCAACAACUGAAACCACCACGGUUGAAGUAGCAGUUAAACCUGAAGAAAGUGUUGAGAAAACAGAGACUGUAGAAGAUUUCUCCAUGGUCCUUACUGAGGUGGCAACUACAGUAGUAAAGGAGGAAGAAAGGUCAUUUGGAUUGAAAAUGCCCACAUUCAAAAUUCCACUCUUUAGUGCCACAGAAGUUCAAACAGAAUCUUCUGUGGAUGAGCCCAAAGAAGCAACUUCAAAAACUGUUGCUGAGACAGCACUUCAGAAAUCCACAGAAGAAAUUUCAACGGUGAAAGCAGAAAUAACAACAUAUGAAGCAGAAAAAGAGAAAACUAAAGAUAAUGUAGACACGGCACAUAUAAUAACAGAGAUUUCAGUGUCUGAAGAAAAAGUGAAAACUCCAGAAGAAGAAACAGAAUCAGAAAGCUGGAAGUUUCCAUCAUUCAGUCUACCAACACUGUCAUUUUUUGGCAGGUCUGAGAUAAAAGCAGAUGGAUCCUCCAAAGAAAUCUCUCUAGAAGGUGAAAGUAAAAGAACUGAGACAGAGGUGGUCAUAGAAUCUACUUCCACUACAAGUGAAAUAACUGACUCAAUAACAAAAUCUGAAGAAUGUGUUUACAUCGCUGAAACUAACGUGGAGCCCAUACCGGUGGAGGGAAAAGAGAAAAGCCUACAGGAGGUGCAAACAGAACAAAGUGACGUUCUUGUAACGAAAGCUACUUCUGAAAUUGUUGAUAUUGACAUGCAUGAGUUAAUCACAGACAUUCUUACGGCACAGGAGAGAGAAGAAGCAGAGCAGGUGCAUUUGGAAUCUGCAAUUAAAACACCCUCAACUGAAGAAGCUGAAUCCGAGCCAAUGGAAAUAGUUACAGAAAAAGAAUACAUUGAAGAGGAAAAGUCCGAGGCUUCUGAGCAGUUGCCAAAACCCCAAGAGAUUGACACAGAUAAGAAACUGAAAGUUGAAGUGGAUGAAAUCAUAACAGAGGAGGUUGAUGUUGAUAAGGAAUCACCUACAGACAGAAUAAAAGUAAAGGGCAAAGUCAAAAAGCAAAGGAAAAAGAUUACAAAGGUUGAAAAAAACAUCACAACUGUAAAGACAGCUGCUGUAGAAGCCAUUUCUCCUACACUUGAGCUUCACCAAACCACCCCUGAAAUUAAGACUGCAGCAGAAGAGAGUGAAAUAAAGGAAGUUUCUCCACAUACUCAAGUCACUGUGUCAUUUUAUGAAGAACAAGUACAUAUCAGCACACCAACAACAGAAACCACCACGGUUGAAGUAGCAGUUAAACGUGAAGAAGAUGUUGAGAAAACAGGGACUGUAGAAGAUGUCUCGAUGGUCCUUACUGAGGUGGCAACUACAUUAGUAGAGGAGGAAGAAAGGUCAUUUGGAUUGAAAAUGCCCACAUUCAAAAUUCCACUCUUUAGUGCCACAGAAGUUCCAACAGAAUCUUCUGUGGAUGAGCCCAGAGAAGCAACUUCACAAACUGUUGCUGAGACAGCACUUCAGAAAUCCACAGAAGAAAUUUCAACUGUGAAAGCAGAAAUAACAACAUACGAAGCAGAGAAAGAGAAAACUAAAGAUAACGUGGUCAUGGCAGAUACAAUAACAGAGAUUUCAGUGUCUGAAGAAAAAGUGAAAACUCUAGAAGAAGAAACAGAUUCAGAAAGCUGGAAAUUUCCAUCAUUCAGGGUGCCAAAACUAUCACUAUUUGGCACGUCUGAGAUAAAAGCAGAUGGAUCCUCAAAAGGAAUCUCUCCAGAAGGUGAAAGUAAAAGAACUGAGACAGAGGUGGUCAUAGAAUCUACUUCCACUACAAGUGAAAUAACUGACUCAAUAACAAAAUCUGAAGAAUUUGUUUACAUCCCUGAAACUAGCGUGGAGAGCAUACUGGUAGAGGGAAAAGAGAAAAGCCUACAGGAGGUGCAAACAGAACAAAGUGAUAUUAUUGUAUCGAAAACUACCUCUGAAAUCGUUGAUAUUGACAUGCAUGAGUUAGUCACAAACAUUCUUACGGCACAGGAGAGAGAAGAAGCAGAGGAUGUGCAUUUGGAAUCUGCAAUUAAAACACCCACAACUGAAGAAGCUGAAUCUGAGCCAAUGGAUAUAGUUGCAGAAAAGAAAUACAUUGAAGAGGAAAAGUCAGAGGCUUCUGAGCAGUUGCCAAUACCCCAAGAGACUGAGACAGAUAAGAAACUGAAAGCUGAAGUGGAUGAAAUCGUAACAGAGGAUGUUGAUGUUGAUAAGGAAUCGCCUACAGACAGCAUGAAGGUAAUGGGCAAAGCAAAAAAGCACAGGAAGAAGAUUACAAAGGUUGAGAAAACCAUCACAACUGUAAAGACAGCUGCUGUAGAAGCCAUUUCUCCUACACUUGCGCUUCACCAAACCACCCCUGAAAUUACGACUGUAGCAGAGGAGGGUAACGUAAAGGAAGUUUCUCCACAAACUCAAUUGACUAUGUCAGUUUAUGAAGACCAGGUGCAAGUCAGCACACCAACAACUGAAUCCACCACGAUUGAAGUAGCAGUUAAACCUGAAGAAGCUGUUGAGAAAACAGAAACUGUAGAAGAUGUCUCCAUGGUCCUUACUGAGGUGGCAACUACAGUAGUAGAGGAGGAAGAAAGGGCAUUUGGAUUAAAAUUGACAACAUUCAAAAUCCCACUCUUUAGUGCCACAGAUGUUCCAGCAGAAUCUUCUGUGGAUGAGCCCAGAGAAGCAACUUCACAAACUGUUUCUGAGACAGCACUUCAGAAAUUCACAGAAGAAAUUUCAACUGUGAAAGCAGAAAUAACAAAAUACAAAGCAAAGAAAGAGAAAACUAAAGAUAAUGUAGACAUGACAGAUACAAUAACAGAGAUUUCAGUGUCUGAAGAAAAAGUGAAAACUCCAGAAGAAGAAACAGAAUUGGAUGGAUGGCAGCUUCCAUCAUUCAGGCUGCCAAAACUGUCAUUUUUUGGCACGUCUGAGAUAAAAGCAGAUGAAUUCUCCAAAGAAAUCUAUCCAGAAGGUGAAAGUAAAACAACAGAGACAGAGGUGGUCAUAGAAUCUACUUCAACUACAAGGGAAAUAACUGACUCAAUAACAAAAUCUGAAGAAUUUGUUUACAUCCCUGAAACUAGCUUGGAGAGCCUAUUGGUAGAGUGCCAAGAGAAAAGCCUAGAGGAAUGGCAAACAGAACAAAGUGACAUUAUUGUUUCAAAAGCUAUCUCUGAAAUUGUUAAUACUGACAGGCAUGAGUUGGUCACAGACAUUCUUACCGCACAGGAGAGAGAAGACGCCGAGCAUGUGCAUUUGGAGUCUUCAAUUGAAACACCCUCAACUGAAAUAGCCAAAUCUGAGACAAUGGACGUAGUUGUGGAGAAGGAAUACAUUGAAGAGGAAAAGCCUGAGGCUUCUGAGCAGUUGCCAAUACCCCAAGAGACUGACACAAAUAAGAAACUGAAAGUUGAAGUGGAUGAAAUCGUAACAGAGGAGGUUGAUGUUGAUAAGGAAUCACCUACAGACAGCAUGAAAGUAAAGGGCAAAGUAAAAAAGCACAGGAAAAAGAUUACAAAGGUUGAGAAAACCAUCACAACUGUAAAGACAGCUGCUGUAGAAGCCAUUUCUCCUACACUUGACCUUCACCGAACCACCUCUGAAAUUACGAGUGUAGCAGAAGAGGGUGAAGUAAUGGAAGUUUCUCCACAAACUCAAUUCACUUUGUCAGUUUAUGAAGAGCAGGUACAAGUCAGCACACCAACAACUGAAUCUACCACGAUUGAAGUAGCAGUUAAACCUGAAGAAGAUGUUGAGAAAACAGAGACUGUAGAAGAUGUCUCUAUGGUCCUUACUGAGGUGGCAACUACAGUAGUAGCGGAGGAAGAAAGGUCAUUUGGAUUGAAAAUGCCCACAUUCAAAAUUCCACUCUUUAGUGCCACAGAAGUUCAAACAGAAUCUUCUGUGGAUGAGCCCAGAGAAGCAAGUUCAAAAACUGUUGCUGAGACAGCACUUCAGAAAUCCACAGAAGAAAUUUCAACCGUGAAAGCAGAAAUAACAACAUAUGAAGCAGAGAAAGAGAAAACUAAAGAUAAUGUAGACACGGCACAUAUAAUAACAGAGAUUUCAGUGUCUGAAGAAAAAGUGAAAACUCCAGAAGAAGAAACAGAAUCAGAAAGCUGGAAGUUUCCAUCAUUCAGGCUGCCAAAACUGUCAUUUUUUGGCACGUCUGAGAUAAAAGCAGAUGGAUUCUCCAAAGAAAUCUCUCCAGAAGGUGAAAGUAAAAGAACAGAGACAGAGGUGGUCAUAGUAUCUGCUUCCACUACAAGUGAAAUAACUGACUCAAUAACAAAAUCUGAAGAAUUUGUUUACAUCCCUGAAACUAGCUUGGAGAGCAUAUUGGUAGAUGGCCAAGAGAAAAGCCUAGAGGAAUGGCAAACAGAACAAAGUGACAUUAUUGUUUCAAAAGCUAUCUCUGAAAUUGUUAAUACUGACAGGCAUGAGUUGGUCACAGACAUUCUUACCGCACAGGAGAGAGAAGACGCCGAGCAUGUGCAUUUGGAAUCUUCAAUUGAAACACCCUUAACUGAAAUAGCCAAAUCUGAGACAAUGGAAGUAGUUGUGGAGAAGGAAUACAUUGAAGAGGAAAAGCCUGAGGCUUCUGAGCAGUUGCCAAUACCCCAAGAGACUGACACAAAUAAGAAACUGAAAGUUGAAGUGGAUGAAAUCGUAACAGAGGAGGUUGAUGUUGAUAAGGAAUCACCUACAGACAGCAUGAAAGUAAAGGGCAAAGUCAAAAAGCACAGGAAAAAGAUUACAAAGGUUGAGAAAACCAUCACAACUGUAAAGACAGCUGCUGUAGAAGCCAUUUCUCCUACACUUGAGCUUCACCGAACCACCUCUGAAAUUACGACUGUAGCAGAAGAGGGUGAAGUAAAGGAAGUUUCUCCACAAACUCAAUUCACUUUGUCAGUUUAUGAAGAGCAGGUACAAGUCAGCACACCAACAACUGAAUCUACCACGAUCGAAGUAGCAGUUAAACCUGAAGAAGAUGUUGAGAAAACAGAGACUAUAGAAGAUGUCUCCAUGGUCCUUACUGAGGUGGCAACUACAGUAGUAGAGGAGGAAGAAAGGUCAUUUGGACUGAAAAUGCCCACAUUCAAAAUUCCACUCUUUAGUGCUACAGAAGUUCCAACAGAAUCUUCUGUGGAUGAGCCCAGAGAAGCAACUUCAAAAACUGUUGCUGAGACAGCACUUCAGAAAUCCACAGAAGAAAUUUCAACCGUGAAAGCAGAAAUAACAACAUAUGAAGCAGAGAAAGAGAAAACUAAAGAUAAGGUACACACGGCAGAUACAAUAACAGAGAUUUCAGUGUCUGAAGAAAAAGUGAAAACUCUAGAAGAAGAAACAGAAUCAGAAAGCUGGAAGUUUCCAUCAUUCAGGCUGCCAAAACUGCCAUUAUUUGGCACGUCUGAGAUAAAAGCAGAUGGAUCCUCCAAAAAAAUCUCUCCAGAUAGUGAAUGUAAAAGAACUGAGACAGAGGUGGUCAUAGAAUCUACUUCCACUACAAGUGAAAUAACUGACUCAAUAACAAAAUCCGAAGAAUGUUUUUCCAUCACUGAAACUAGUGUGGAGCGCAUACCGGUGGAGGGAAAAGAGAAAAGCCUACAGGAGGUGCAAACAGAACAAAGUGACAUUCUUGUAUCGAAAGCUACUCCUGAAAUUCUUGAUAUUGACAUGCAUGAGUUAGUCACAGACAUUCUUACGGCACAGAAGAGAGAAGAAGCAGAGCAUGUGCAUUUGGAAUCUGCAAUUAAAACACCCUCCACUGAAGAAGCUGAAUCCAAGCCAAUGGAAAUAGUUACAGAAAAAGAAUACAUUGAAGAGGAAAAGUCCGAGGCUUCUGAGCAGUUGUCAAUACCCCAAGAGAUUGACACAGAUAAGAAACUGAAAGUUGAAGUGGAUGAAAUAGUAACAGAGGAUGUUGAUGUUGAUAAGGAAUCACCUACAGACAGAAUAAAAGUAAAGGGCAAAGUCAAAAAGCAAAGGAAAAAGAUUACAAAGUUUGAGAAAACCAUCACAACUGUAAAGACAGCUGCUGUAGAAGCCAUUUCUCCUACACUUGAGCUUCACCAAACCACCCCUGAAAUUAAGACUGCAGCAGAAGAGGGUGAAAUAAAGGAAGUUUCUCCACAUACUCAAGUCACUGUGUCAUUUUAUGAAGAACAAGUACAAGUCAGCACACCAACAACAGAAUCCACCACGGUUGAAGUAGCAGUUAAACGUAAAGAAGAAGUUGAGAAAACAGAGACUGUAGAAGAUGUCUUCAUGGUUCUUACUGAGGUGGCAACUACAGUAGUAGAGGAGGAAGAAAGGUCAUUUGGAUUGAAAAUGCCCACAUUCAAAAUUCCACUCUUUAGUGCCACAGAAGUUCCAACAGAAUCUUCCAUGGAUGAGCCCAGAGAAGCAACUUCACAAACUGUUGCUGAGACAGCACUUCAGAAAUCCACAGAAGAAAUUUCAACCGUGAAAGCAGAAAUAACAACAUAUGAAGCAGAGAAAGAGAAAACUAAAGAUAACGUGGUCAUGGCAGAUACAAUAACAGAGAUUUCAGUGUCUGAAGAAAAAGUGAAAACUCCAGAAGAAGAAACAGAAUCAGAAAGCUGGAAGUUUCCAUCAUUCAGUCUACCAACACUGUCAUUUUUUGGCAGGUCUGAGAUAAAAGCAGAUGGAUCCUCCAAAGAAAUCUCUCCAGAAGGAGAAAGUAAAAGAACUGAGACAGAGGUGGUCAUAGAAUCUACUUCCACUACAAGUGAAAUAACAGACUCAAUAACAAAAUCUACGAAAGCUACUACUGAAAUCGUUGAUAUUGACAUGCAUGAGUUAGUCACAGACUUUCUUACGGCACAGGAGAGAGAAGAAGCAGAGCAUGUGCAUUUGGAAUCUGCAAUUAAAACUCCCUCAACUGAAGAAGCUGAAUCUGAGCCAAUGGAAAUAGUUGCAGAAAAGGAAUACAUUGAAGAGCAAAAGUCAGAGGUUUCUGAACAGUUGCCAAUUCCCCAAGAGACUGAGACAGAUAAGAAACUGAAGGUUGAAGUGGAUGAAAUAGUAACAGAAGAUAUUGAUGUUGAAAAGGAAUCACCUACAGACAGCAUGAACGUAAAGGGCAAAGUCAAAAAGCAAAGGAAAAAGAUUACAAAGGUUGAGAAAACCAUCACAACUGUAAAGACAGCUGCUGUAGAAGCCAUUUCUCCUACACUUGAGCUUCACCGAACCACCCCUGAAAUUAAGACUGCAGCAGAAGAGGGUGAAGUAAAAGAAGUUUCUCCACAGACUCAAAUCACUGUGACCAUUUAUGAAGAGCGGGUACAAGUCAGCACACCAACAACAGAAACCACCACGGUUGAAGUAGCAGUUAAACCUGAAGAAGGUGUUGACAAAACAAAAACUUUAGAAGAUGUCUCCAUGGUCAUUUCCGAAGUGGCAACUACAAUAGUAGAGGAUGAAGAAAGAUCAUUUGGGUGGAAAUUGCCCACAUUCAAAAUUCCCCUCUUUAGUGCUACAGAAGUUCCAACAGAAUCUUCUGUGGAUGAGCCCAGAGAAGCAACUUCAAAAACUGUUGCUGAGACAGCACUUCAGAAAAGCACAGAAAAAAUUUCAACUGUGAAAGCAGAAAUAACAACAUACGAAGCAGAGAAAGAGAAAACUAAAGAUAACGUGGUCAUGGCAGAUACAAUAACAGAGAUUUCAGUGUCUGAAGAAAAAGUGAAAACUCCAGAAGAAGAAACAAAAUCAGAAAGCUGGAAGUUUCCAUCAUUCAGGGUGCCAAAACUGUCACUAUUUGGCACGUCUGAGAUAAAAGCAGAUAGAUUCUCAAAAGAAAUCUCUCCAGAAGGUGAAAGUAAAAGAACUGAGACAGAGGUGGUCAUAGAAUCUUCUUCCACUACAAGUGAAAUAACUGACUCAAUAACAAAAUCUGAAGAAUUUGUUUACAUCCCUGAAACUAGCGUGGAGAGCAUACCGGUAGAGGGAAAAGAGAAUAGCCUACAGGAGGUGCAAACAGAACAAAGUGAUAUUAUUGUAUCGAAAACUACCUCUGAAAACGUUGAUAUUGACAUGCAUGAGUUAGUCACAGACAUUCUUACGGCACAGGAGAGAGAAGAAGCAGAGCAUGUGCAUUUGGAAUCUGCAAUUAAAACACCCUCAACUGAAGAAGCUGAAUCUGAGCCAAUGGAUAUAGUUGCAGAAAAGAAAUACAUUGAAGAGGAAAAGUCAGAGGCUUCUGAGCAGUUGCCAAUACCCCAAGAGACUGAGACAGAUAAGAAACUGAAGGUUGAAGUGGAUGAAAUCAUAAUAGAGGAUGUUGAUGUUGAUAAGGAAUCGCCUACAGACAGCAUUAAAGUAAAGGGCAAAGCAAAAAAGCAAAGGAAAAAGAUUACAAAGGUUGAGAAAACCAUCACAACUGUAAAGACAGAUGCUGUAGAAGCCAUUUCUCCUACACUUGCGCUUCACCAAACCACCCCUGAAAUUACGACUGUAGCAGAGGAGGGUGAAGUAAAAGAAGUUUCUCCACAAACUCAAUUCACUGUGUCAUUUUAUGAAGAACAAGUACAAGUCAGCACACCAACAACUGAAACCAGCAUGGUUGAAGUAGCAGUUAAACCUGAAGAAAGUGUUGAGAAAACAGAGACUGUAGAAGAUGUCUCCAUGGUCCUUGCUGAGGUGGCAACUACAGUAGUAGAGGAGGAAGAAAGGGCAUUUGGAUUGAAAAUGCCCACAUUCAAAAUUCCACUCUUUAGUGCCACAGAUGUUCCAACAGAAUCUUCUGUGGAUGAGCCCAGAGAAGCAGCUCCACAAACAGUUGCUGAGAAAUCACUUCGGAAAUCUAUAGAAAAAAUGUCAACAGUGAAAGCAGAAAUAUCAGCAUAUGAAGCACAGAAAAAAGAACUCAAAGAUAUUGUAGACACAGCGAGUAUAAUAACAGAGAUUUCAGUGUCUGAAGAAAAAGUGAAAUCUCCAGAAGAAGAAAAAGAAUCAGAAGGUUGGAGGCUUCCAUUAUUUAGUCUUCCAAAACUGUCAUUAUUUGGCACAUCUGAGGUAUUAGCAGAAGUUUCUUCUAAAGAAAUCUCUCAAGAAGGUGAAAGUAAAAUAAUUGAGACACAAGUGGUCAUAAAAUCUGCAUCCCCUACAAAUGAAAUAGAUGAGUCAAUAACAAAGUCAGAAGAGUUUGUUUUCAUCACUGAAACUAGAGUGGAGAGCAUACAGGUAGAGGGCCAAGGGAGAAGCUUACAGGAAGGGCAAACAGAACAAAGUGACAUUAUUGUUUCGAAAGUUAUGUCUGAAAUUGUUGAUAUUGACAGGCAUGAGUUAGUCACAGAGGUUGUUACAGCACAGGACAGAGAAGAAACAGAGCAUGUGCAUUUGGAAUCUGUAAUUGAAACAUCCUCAACUGAAGCAGCCAAAUCUGAGACAAUGGAAGUAGUUGUGGAGAAAGAAUAUACUGAAAAGGGAAAGUGUGUCGCUUCUGAGCAGUUGUCAAUAACUCAAGAAACUGACACAGAUAAGAAACUGAGAGUUGAGGUGGAUGAAAUAGUAACAGAGAAUGUUGAUAGGGAAUCACCUACAAAAGGCAUGAAAGUAAAGGACAAAGUAAAAAAACACGAGAAAAAGGUUACAAAGGUUGAGAAACCCAUCACAACUGUUCAGACGGCUGGUGUAGAAGCCAUCUUUCCUACUCUUGAGCUUCACUUGACCACCCCUGAAAUUAAGACUGUAGUGGAAGAGGGUGAAGUAAAGGAUGUUUCUCCACAACCUCAAGUCACUAUGUCAGUUUAUGAAGAACAAGUCAGAACACCAACAACUGAAACCACCACGAUUGAAGUAGCAGUUAAAGCUGAAGAAGGUGUCGAGAAAGCAGAGACUGUAGAAGAUGUCUCCAUGGUCCUUACUGAGGUGGCAACUACAGUAGUAGAGGAGGAAGAAAGGUCAUUCGGAUGGAAAUUGCCCACAUUCAAAAUUCCACUUUUUAGUGCCACAGACUUUCCAAUAGAAUCUUCUGUGGAUGAGCCCAGAGAAGCAACUUCACAAACUGUUGCUGAGACAGCACUUCAGAAAUCCACAGAAGAAAUUUCAACAGUGAAAGCAGAAAUAACAAAAGAUGACGUAGACAAAGAGGAAACAAAAGAUAAUGUAGACACAGUAGACACAAUAGCAGAGAUUUUGGUGUUUGAUGGAAAAGAGAAAACUCCAGAAGCAGAAACAGAAUCAGAGGGUUGGAAGCUUCCAUCAUUCAAGCUCCCAAAACUGUCAUUAUUUGGCACAUCUGAGGUGAAAGCAGAAGGUUCAUCCAAAGAAAUCUCUCCAGAGGGUGAAAGUAAAAUAACUGAGACAGAGGUGGUCAUAGAAUUCACUUCCACUACAAGUGAAAUAGCUGAGUCAAUAAGAAAACUUAAAGAAGGUGUUUUCCUCGCUGAAACUAGCAUGGAGAGCAUUUUGACAGAGGGCAAAGAGAAAAACUUAGAGGAAGUGCAAUCAGAACAAAGUGACAUUAUUGUUUCAAAAGCUACCUCUGAAAUCAUUGCUAUUGAUGGGCACGAGUUAGUCACAUGUGCUCUUACAGCACAAAGGAAAGAAGAAGAAGCUGAGCCUGUGGAUUUGGAAUCUGCAAUUGAAACACCCUCAACUGAAGCAACUAUAUCUGAGACAAUGGAAGUAGUUAUGCAGAAAGAAUGCACUGAAGAGGAGAAUUCUGAGGCUUCUGAGCAGUCGCCAAUACCUCAAGAGACUGACACAGAUAGGGAACUGAAAGUUGAGGUGGAUAAAAUUGUAACAGAGGAUGUUGAUGUAGAUACAGAAUCACCUACAGAAGGCGUGAAAGUUAAGGGCAAAGUCAAAAAGCACAGGAAAAAGAUUACACAGGUUAAGAAAUCUAUGACAACUGCAAUGACUUCUGGUGUAGAAGGCAUUUCUCCCACGCUGGAGGUUGAUGUAGCGGUUAAAGCUGAAGAAGAUGUAAAAAAAGCAGAGGCUGUAGAAGAAGUUUUGUCACUUCUUACCGAAGAGACAUUUAUACUGCCUGGGGAGGAGGAAGUGUCAUUUGGAUGGAAGAUGCCGACAUUCAAAAUUCCACUCUUUAGUGCCACAAAGUUAGGCAGAGACAUUCUUACAGCAGAGGAGAAGGAAGAGGUGGAGCCUAUGCAUUUGGACUCUGCAUAUGAUUCACCCUCAAUUGAAGGAACCAAAUCUGAGAACAUGGGAGUAGUUAUGAAGAAAGGAAAAACUGAAGAAAAAAUAUCAGAGGCUUCCGAACGGUCGCAAAUUCCCAAAGUGCCUGACACAGAUAAUGAACUUAAAGUUGAGAAUGAAAUCGUAACAAAGGUGGUUGAUGCAGAUAAAGAAUUAAGUACAGAAGGUGUGAAAGUAAAGGGUAAAGUAGGAAUAUGCGAGAAGAAGAUUACAAGGGUUGAGAAAACCAUCACAACUGCUCAGACCAAUGGUGUCGAAUACAUUUCUCCUACACUAGAGCUCCAUUUAACCACACCUGAAAUUAAGACUGUAGUGGAAGAUGAUAAAGUAAAGGUAGUUUCUCCACAUGCCCAAAUCACAGUGACCAUUUAUGAAGAGCAAGUAAAAGUCAGCACACCAGAAAGUGGAACCAUCACGACAGAUGAAGCAGGUGAAACCGAAACAAGUGGCAAAAAAGCAGAGACUGUAGAAGAGGUCUCGUCAGUCCUUACCAAAGUGACAUUUAUAAUGCCUGAGGAGGAGGAAAUAUCUUUUGGAUGGACGUUGCCAACAUUCAAAAUGCCACUGUUUAGUGCCACAGAAGUUACAACAGAAUCUUCUGUGGAUGAGUCCAGAGAAGCAGCUCCACAAACUGUUGCUGAGACAGCACUUCAGAAAUCCACAGAAGAAAUUUCAAUGGUAAAAACACAAAUAACAGCAUACAAAGCAGAUAAAGCAAAACACAAAGAUACGAUAGACAUGACAGAUACAACAUCAGAGAUUUCAGUGUCUGAGGGAGAACUUUCAUUAUUCGGCACAUCUAAUGCAAAAGCGGAAGGUUCAUCCGAGGAAAAUUCUCCUGAUGCUGAAAGUAAAAUAACAAUUGAGAAAGAGGCGGUCAUAGAAGCUACAUCAAGUAAAUCUGAUACAAGUGAAAUAGUGGAGUUAAUAACAAAGUCAGAAGAAUGUGUUUACAUCACUGAAACUAGCGUGGAGAGCAUGCCGGUAGUGGGCCAAGAGAAGAGACAAGAGGAAGUGGAAAGCGCUUACAAAGAUUUGCAACUACCAUUCCAGGUUCCAGUGCUAAGUAAAGCAAAAGAAAGUGACAGUAUUGUUCCCAAAACUAUCUCUGUCACAGCUGACAUUGACAGGUGUGAGUUAGUCACAGACAUUCUUAAAGCAGAGGACAGAAAAGAGGCACAGCCCAUUUUCUUGAAAUCUACAUUUGACGUACCCUCAACUGAGGCAGACGAAACUGAGAUAGCAGGAGUAGUUGUGGAAGAAGUACACAUUGAAGUGGAGGAGUUAGAGGCUUCUGUAGAGUCACCAAUAUCUAAGGAGCACGACAUGGAUAAGGAACUAAAGAUUACAGUACAUGAAAUUCUAACAGAGGUAGUUGAUGUAGAUGAAGAAUCAUCGAAAGAAAGUGUAAAAGUAAGGGGCAAAGUCAAAAAGCCCAAGAAAAAAAUUACAAAAGUUGAGAAAACCAUCACAACUGUACAGACCACUGGUGUAGCAGCCAUUCCUACUAUGCUGGAGCUCCAGCCAACCACCCCUGAAAUUAAGACUGUAGUGGAGGAAGGUGAAGUAAAGGAAGAUUCUCACCAAACACCAGAAAGUGAAACUAUCAUGGUUGAAGUAUCAGUUAAACCUGAAGAAAGUGUGGAAAAAGCAGAAGCUGUAAAAGAGGACUCGACUGUCCUUACCAAAGUGACAUCUACAGUGGCAGAGCAUAAGGAUGUGUCACCCAGAUUGAAAAUGUCUACCUCUAGACCCACAGAUGUUACAACGGAAUCUUCUGUGGAAAAGGCCAGAGAAGCAGCCUCAAAAACUGUUGCUGAGACAGCACUUCAGAUAUUCACGGAUGAAAUUUCAGCAGUGAAAACAGAAUUAACAGUAUACGAAGCAGAUAAAGAAGAUCUCACAGAAAAUGUAGCUACGGUAGAUAGAAAAGUACAGAUUUCAGUGUAUGAGGGACAAGUUAAAUCUCUUGAAGCAGAAACAGAAGAUGCAUUCAAAGGAAUCUCUCCAGAAGCAGACGAUACGAUAACUGAAACAAAGGUGGUCACAGAGCCUACAACCACUAAAACUGAUACAACUGAAAUACCCGAGUCAAUAAUGGCAGAAGAUAGUGUUUACAACACUGAAACUAGAGUGGAAAGAGUACUGGUAGAGGACCAAGCGAAAAGCCUAGACCAUACAUCAGUAAACAUAAUAGCAAAGUUAGAAGCUAAUGAAAUUAUAGCAGAACCAAAACUCAAGAUUAAAGCACAGGAAAGUGUAUUGGAUAUUGAUUUUACAGAGAAAAUGGACAACGAAGAAGAAUUAACCCUUUCUCAAGAUGCAAAAAUAUUUUUGAAAACAAAAACUGCAAUGAGUUCAAUUGACAAAUUAGGUGUUAGUGUUAUUGCAGAAAGUAUUAAUAUAACUAGUGAAGAUACUAAAGGUAAUGAGAUGCAACUUCCUGAAAAGCAUCUUGUUUCAGUUCGUAAGUUAAAAUCCUUAAGAGAAGGAAAGGCAAAGUUUUAUUCUACUGAUAUAACACCUAGUCACCAGGAAACUACUGCUGACCAGCAAGCUUCUGAUUUGUCCAUUUUAGAGAGACGAAGAAGAAUAAUCUUUCCUCAGUUGUCACUUCCAGGGUUUGGUGUUACCGUUCUCCAAGAAAGUAUUUCAAUUACAGAUGAAGAUAGCCCAACUGCUGACAACAGUUUCACAGACAAAAUACACAGGAGUUCUGGCGCUGUUAAUUUGAACCUGUCCAAAGAAGAAGAAAGGGCAGCUGAUGCCUUCACUUUGCACAAGACAAUGGUGUCAGAUGCCAAAGAAACCAAACAAGAUGCAAACAUUGAGCUCCAGCUAAACAAAGAUAUCAUGAAAACUAUAGAUAGCAUCAAUUUAAAAGUACAGCAGCUUAAAUUGAGUGAGGAAGAAUAUGAAUAUCCAGAAAAAGUAUCUCCAGAGUUUCCAGUAUCUCAUUAUCCCUUUGACAACUCUAUCACUAAAACAAAGCUCUUCACAGAUAGUAGUCAUGAACUGUCUCCAGGCAUCACUGACCAAGUUCUGUCUGCAGAUAAAAGUGAAGGAGAUUUAGAUGUUACAAGUUUUAGUGGUCUCCCUGAUACAACAGCUCUUUUUGAGUGUACUGAAUCAAAACAGGAUGACAGCAUAAAUGCCAAUAUUAUAGCACAGUCUCCAGUUACUGAAUCAACCAGAAUACAUUUUCCUCAAUUUUCUACCCCAAAACUCAGUGUUGCUGUUAUGGGAGAAAGCAUUCACAUCGGAGAUGAUGAGGCUAUACAAGCUACAUUGGAUUACUUCUCAGUUGAAGAAAAUGUACAAAGAAAGCUGUCAACAGAAGAAGACAUGAUUAAAACUGUUGGUGAAGGUUCGGAAUCUUCAGGGUGGAAAUUUCAGAUGCCAAGUUUUAGGAUGAAUAUUUUUGGUAAAACUGAAAAAAAUUUGGAUACUUCUCUAGAAUCUGGUAGGAGCACAUAUGAGAAGGCUGAUAGUGUACAUCAAGAUGAUGCGGAGAGUCAUACACCAAAGGCAGAUAAUGACAAACAGUCACCUGUUGAAGAAAAACCUAGAAGUCCCUUUAAGCUGCCAUCAUUUAAACUUCCAUCUCUUAGUUUAAGAGGAAAGAAAGAAAAAAUGAGUGAAUCAAUGAGUAUAGAUUUGCCAGACACUGACAAAGUAGCCUCACAAGAGCAGUUAUCUACUGAAAUUGAAAAAAAGAAAGAUGUUGGAAAAUCAGAGGACAUAACUGCAAGUAGAAUAGAAGGUGCAAAUGUAAAGACCGGUCUAAUUAGCGCAAAAGAAGAACGUGCAAAGAUAAAGCUUCCUAAAUCGGAACUGUCCAAACCUAUAGAAGUUUCUACAGAUAGUACCCAUGUGCUGGCUGAAUCUUUGGAUGACGAUGUUUCCCAAGUUACUAAAAACAAAGAUGGUGAAUUUGAGGCACAGGAUGAUACCAGCAUGGUCUCUCCUGGAUCAGCUGGAGUCCAGAAAUUAGAAAGAAGUGAGAUACAUGUUAAAAUAACUCAUGAACCAGCUGAACAGAUCAAGAUUGAGUUUCCUUAUUUUAAAACACCAGUGAUUUCUGCUUUUGUUCCUCAAGAUGUCACUUCUGAGACAGGAGAUUUAUCCCAAGGCUUUCAAGAGGAGGUACACACAGAAGAAAUGAAAGAUGAGGAUACCCUCAGCAAAACAUACAAAACACCACUUAAAAAAAACAAAGCUAUAGACAUGAGUCUACCUGAGGCUGAGAAUCUAGAAUUUGUUUCUGAGGAGCUAAAAGACAUUUCCAUUUCCUCCCAACAAGACAUUACCGAAUCUAAAAUCAAACCAACAAGAAAAGCAAUCAAGUUAUCUUUUACAAAAGUAAAGAUGCCUGUUUUAACACUUUCUGCUCCCCGUGAAAAAGAAUCUUUUGAUAUUACAAAGCAGCAUGAUGGGCCUGGGCUGGAUCUUCCAGAGUAUGACCUAAGCAGUAAAGAUGAAUUGCCAGCUGUGGACAUUAUUUGUGUAGCAAAUCAAUCAGUCCAAGACAUACCAGAAGCAUUGCAAUCAAGUGAUAUAACGGAUGAAGAGAGAGGUCAAACAGAUGAAAUAAGCUCACAUCAAGAAGAGGCUACAGUAUGUGAAAAAGAAAAGGCCAGUGAGAAUGCAGAACCUCAACAUGUUAGCACAUUGGAAUCAGCUUCUCUUAAAGAGAAGGAGAAAGCAAUCAAAACUAUAAUACACACAGAACCAGCUUCGGCAGACUCCAAUGCCUCUAUACGUAAAAGUCAAACUGAAGAAAGACACAAGACAGUCAAGCUCUCCCACAUCAGCUACAUUCGAUUUGGUGCUCCCUCUCCUGAAGCAGCAGAGGAAGCAGUGGGUAAGAAAGACAUAGAGCUGUUUUCAGAUAGUAGUUCAGGAGAUAUUAAAAGUGAAUAUGACAACGUGUCCCCAGAUGAUGUCAAGUCAAAAAGUGAAACUGUUAAGUCUUCAUCUUUUUCUUCAGGAAUCGUUAAAGAAUAUGAGACUUCUACUUCUGAAAUGGCAGCAUAUGGAUUUUCACUUUUCAAAGUCAAAUUACCUGAGGUCAACACUAGUAUAACCACAAAAGACUUAGAAUACCAGAUUUCUGAAGACCAUUGUGAAAGUAAGCCAGGGCUUUCUGAGGAAAUUACUAUAGAAGCUUUUCAAUCCCAUGAAAGCAGGUUAGAGGAAUCCAAAGCUGGGCUCAUUAAAAGUGAUCUUACAGUGUCUCCUGGAGUCCAUGUAGAAAAGUUGAAGACAUUUACCAUUGAGAUGACAUCUCCAACACAAACAGCUGCCCUUAGUUUCCCCAUACAUCCUAAAGAUGCAGCGAUUGCACAUCCUGAAACAACUGAACAUGUACCUCCAACAAAUCAGGAAGGGCAAAUGAGCAUAAAACAAAAAUCACCAAGCAAAUUUAAGUUCUGGAUUCCAAGCAUUGGCUUCUCUUCUUCAUUAGAUGGGAAUGAAAUCAAUAAAACUGAACAAGGUGAACAAAGGACUGAAGCUUCUCAACCUGAAAAAGAAUCGACAACAGCAUUAUCAAGUAAAGAAAAGGUUCCUUGGUAUAAAUUUCCAAAACUAGCGUUUUCUUCUACUGAGAAACAAAAACCAGAAGACAAAGAAACAGAGCAAAGACCUGAAGUUUCUUCUACCAUAACUGAACCAGAAAAUAUAGAAGCACAAACCUCCUCUGUAGAGCAAGGUGCACAGGCAUCUCUGGCAGAACCGGAAGACUUUAAGAUAAACGAAUCAGACCUUGGUGGAAGUGAGACCAAAUCAACCAAAUAAGUGAAAUUUAACAGUCUACCAAAAGGACAUUAUUGUAUUCACAGUGGGAGGCUGUGUGAGUUCAAUAAGAAUAACAUGAAUAAACUCAGUCAACAACAUUGCUUUAAUCCUGAACAAGCAUGCGCAAAGUCAGAUUAACUCUUUGAGACAAAUUAUUUUAUUAUGAAAAAUUCAUUGAAAAUCACUCUAAACUCCGAUACUUAAAAAAAAAACUGUAGUGAAAGAAAAAUUUGGGGAAUUGUUGACCUUUCUUUUUGAAAAUACCAACUGUUUGACUGUUAUACUGACCCAUUGGCUUCAGUAAUUAUUACGUAACUGACCUGCAACAAGAAGAUUAGACUCCAAUGUGACUUCACUUUCUGCAUGCCAAUUAAUGGGUCAGUUACUCAAAGCAUUUAAGUCAGAGACACCCAAGUGAAUAGUAUUUCAGGAGUAGGAAACCUGUUAAGUUAUAUUGGGGGUUUUUUUUUCGCUUAAAAAAAUUGGAGGAAUUUUCUCAGAAUUGAUGGGUAAUCUCUUCUUAGACACUUGUUACUCGAACAAAUAGACAGAAAAUCUAGUAUAUAUUAAUCAUCCCUGAACCUGUAGCUCUUUUGUCUCUAAAGUGGGUGCACGGCCUACAGUGGUACCAUUGUCAAUUUGAAAUCUAGAUAAUGGCCAGCACACUGGAAGCCAAGCUUCAGUCACAUACAUUGCAAUUACAUUACACCUAUGGAUCAGGGACAUUUAGGUCUCUUUUCUCAAGGUAACAGACAUGGACAAUGGAAAAAGAAAAGAUUAAAACUUGCACUCAGUGUAUGGGAUUGCACUCAUGUUUGUCACCUUAAAAAGCAGGACAAGCAUGUGGACAAGCAAGUCCCCGAAUCGUUAGUAGGAUGUAACGUUGUAUUGCAUGUGACUUCAGUAAAAAAUGUAGGCUGCGCUCCUGGUGUGCAAGACAUUUUCAACACUUCAGAAACAAAAACAGAUGGAGACUCACUCUACUCAAAUCUAAGCCAGGGACUCCAAAAGUUGGAAACUUGGUUUUAAGCUACAAUAAAAUAACAAACAUAUCUUAAGGACAGAUAUUAUCAUUUUCAUCCACUACAUAUAAAAUCCUAAAUAAAUUUAAACCGAUAUGCUACUUAUUGGUCUAAAACUCUAAAUGGUAUACAGAGCUUUUCUCUAUAAACACACAAAGGGUACUAAUGCACAAAAGUAUCUAGAGUAAUGUUGUGUUUUAAACUAUUGUUUUGCUUCUAUUGCAAAUGAUACUUUGCUAAAUCCUGACUAUUCCAGAUAUCAGAUCCCAUACUAUUAGAAGGCAUUCCAACACAGAUUUUCUAUAAGUCCACUUUGGUGUACAAUUGUACUAAAUGGCGUUAAUAAACUAUCAGAAGGGUUUAUCCCUAUGCAAAUGUUAGUCAAGCUCUCCCCUCCUUGCAGCCAGGUUAAAAGGUAGUCUUUUUUCAUUCUACCAGUCACAUGAAAAAUACAUGAUGUGGCACAGAAUCCAUCGCACAGCAAAACACCCAUGUGACCAGGCACCUAUGGAAGCUAUUAUUCUGACUUGUAUCCUGUAUGAUUAGGCCAUGAAGUUAAACUGGAAUAUGAAACAUGGGCCUGGUAAUAGAUACUUGUAUUUGAUUCUUUUCACACAAGUUUCUUG